Parasteatoda tepidariorum (common house spider) is the source of this 990-nucleotide messenger RNA. Its product is annotated as RNA-binding protein Rsf1. Gene Ontology annotation, molecular function: RNA binding. The record is from RefSeq and is a predicted model, not a curated record. NCBI's taxonomy places the organism in Eukaryota, Metazoa, Arthropoda, Arachnida, Araneae, Theridiidae.
UCACGAUCAUGAGAUUUUAUGAUUAUUUCAUUUACAUAUUUUAUUGAUUUACUAAAAUUUAUCGUUUUUUCAUUAAAUUUAAAUCGAUGCGAAUUUUUAACAGUGAAUAAUGUCGUUAAAUUCGUACUAUUUAAAAAAAAAUUUAAAUAAUGAAAGCGAAGUGAAGCUAUUUAUAAGAGACAUUUAAACCACAUGGUAAUGGCAUCAUUCUUUCUGAGUAACAUUUUACCCGGCUUUACACGACGUUUCUUAGCCAUUUCAAAUUUCAACGUAUAAAAUACUGAAAUGGCACCUAUGUCAGUUUUUGUGGGAGGUUUAGGUAAUGACACACAGAAAGAAGAUCUCGAAAGAGAAUUUAGUAAAUUUGGUAAUUUAACUAAAGUUUGGGUUGCUCGCAAUCCUCCUGGUUUUGCUUUCAUUGAUUUUGAAAAUGAUGAUGAUGCAAAUGAAGCUAUUAAAGAGAUGAAUGGAGCUACAAUUAAUGGUAUGGAAAUAAGAGUUGAUGUAUCAAAGAACAAGGGUGGUGGACGAAGAGGUGGUGGAUUCGGAGGUGGUCGAGAUCGAGGUUUCUCCCGCGGUGGUCGUGGAGGUUUUGGAGGAGAUGGUGGAUUUAGGAGAGGUGGAAGAGGCGGAGGAUUCCGAGGUGGACGUGGCGGUAGCGGAGGUGGUUCCAGAUAUGGCGGCGGUGGAGGAGGAAAUGAUUAUGGCUCUGGUGGCUACCGCAGCAGAUCUCCUAUGGGUCGACGAAAUGAGAGCUGGUAAUUCUUUUCAAGAAAAAGGAAAAGCUCCAUUCCGAGGAUUCUCUUUCUACAGUGGCAACAUAACAGCUGGGUUAUUCAGAAUUUUUUCACAGACUUCAAAUGCAUUGUAGUACUUUUUUAUAUGUUCAUUUACAAACAACUUACAACCUUUCAUUGUAACAUAACAUUCUUCCAUUUUGUUCAAUUUAGUUUUAUUUGCCAUAAUAAAAUCUAAACCUCCUACAAAUUA